CAAGGCAAUUUAUUCCUGCAUUUACUGGCACAAUGCAGGGAGAGGACAAAGACUACCCCGAAUCUGACCUCGAGUUGACGGUCCAAUUAUUUCCUUAAUCUUCAGCUCAGAUCGAAACAAAAGUCAAUGAUGGUCUAAUUUUAAAUACAGGGGGGAAAAAAAGCUAGCUGUUUGGUGAGACCCUUCCUCCAGUAGUUGGCUCUUAACUUCAGUGGACGGCAGAAGUUAAUUGGUGAGCACCGGUCCUUUUCAAAAUAACGUGCACAUACUAUCAAAGGCACCACUGAAGGUAAAACCUGUGACUGAACAUCUUCAGAGCACUAAGAUGGGGAAGGAACUUCUCUCAAGUGUGAGUGUGAUCUUCUUUCUGCAAGUAUCACUGGUCUCUUCCUACAAACUAGUUUGUUACUACACAAACUGGGCUCAGUACAGACCAGAAGGUGGUAAAUUCUUCCCAGAAAAUGUUGAUCCCUGUCUGUGCACCCACCUGAUUUAUGCUUUUGGCAGCUUGGCAAACAAUGAACUCACUACCUAUGAAUGGAAUGAUGAGCCCAUGUUCAAGAGAUUCAAUGAUCUGAAAAUUAGAAAUAAUAAUCUGAAAACCCUUUUAGCUGUUGGAGGUUGGAAUUUUGGUACCACCAGAUUUACAAGCCUGGUGGCUACAGAGGAAACUCGAAUAACGUUCAUCAAUUCUGCAAUCAGUUUUCUGCGGACCCAUGGAUUUGAUGGUUUGGACUUGGACUGGGAGUAUCCUGGCUCCCGAGACAGUCCACCAGAAGAUAAGCAACGUUUUACAGCAUUGGUCAAGGAAUUGAGGGAAGCUUUUAAAACAGAAGGAGAGUCUUCUGGAAAGGACAGGCUCUUACUUACAGCUGCAGUUGCUGGUGGUAAAGAUACCAUUGAUGCUGGAUAUGAAAUAACUGAAAUUUCAAAAUAUAUAGAUUUUAUCUGUGUGAUGACGUAUGACUUUCAUGGGGCUUGGGAGAACAUUACUGGUCACAAUAGCCCUCUCUAUCGUGCGUCUACCGAUGAAGGAAAAUUUAUUUACUUUAAUGUUGACUUUGCAAUGAAGUACUGGAGGGAUGGUGGCAUCCCAGCAGAGAAUUUAAUUGUUGGAUUCCCAACCUAUGGACGUAGUUUCACCCUUAGCACCUCCCAAACAGGUGUUAGUGCUCCAGUGAGUGGGGCUGGUCAACCAGGCCAAAUAACCAGGGAGGCUGGAUUCUGGGCCUACUAUGAGAUUUGUACAUUUUUGAAAGUUGCUACCUCAGAGGUGAUCGAUGACCAGCAGGUUCCAUAUGCAUUCAAGGACAAUCAAUGGGUUGGAUAUGACAAUCAGCAGAGUUUUAUAACCAAAGUUCAGUGGUUGAAGGAAAACAACUUUGGAGGUGCCAUGGUGUGGACUUUAGACUUGGAUGAUUUCACUGGAAAUAAAUGUGGUCAAGGAGUUUACCCUUUGAUCACCACAUUGAAGACACUCCUUAACAUUAAUGAAUGUGGGCUAUCAACACCUUUUAGCACAACUACCAGGGUGACUCCCUCUACAGGUGGCAUAACUCCAACCGUUGUGACUAUAGCCCAUGAAUUUUGCCAAGGCAAGUCUGAUGGGACAUAUCCUGAUUACUCUGAUCGUAGUAAAUAUUACCAGUGUCACACUGGACAAACCUACCAUAUGAUUUGUUCUGAACAUCUAGUCUUCGAUGAAAAUUGUAGUUGUUGUAAUUGGCCUUAAUGAAUAUAUUAGUGACAAGUACAUUUGCUUAAAAUGCAUUGUUUCAAGACGUAAAUAAAUAAUUAAAGCAUACAAAAUGAAAAUAAACUUGCUGAUAGCCUCACAUUAUUGUAUUUACCAGAAUUCAG
Chiloscyllium plagiosum (whitespotted bambooshark) is the source of this 1860-nucleotide messenger RNA. Its product is annotated as acidic mammalian chitinase-like. Gene Ontology annotation, biological process: carbohydrate metabolic process; chitin catabolic process. The record is from RefSeq and is a predicted model, not a curated record. Gene Ontology annotation, molecular function: chitinase activity; chitin binding. Lineage: Eukaryota; Metazoa; Chordata; Chondrichthyes; Orectolobiformes; Hemiscylliidae. Gene Ontology annotation, cellular component: extracellular region.